UCGUCCGGAGGAUAUAUAAUCCCGAUUCAUAACCACACUAGACCCGAACCGAUGGAACCAAAGCUGACCCGAUACUUAGAUUGGAUCUCUCCUCUCUUAACGUAGAUCCUCGUUUAACAGCUCUCUCUCUCUUUCUACUUCCUCUGUCCGAUUUUUAGAUUGAUUCUAGGGUUUCUAUUUGGAAACUCUUUCUGAAACUUCAGAGAGACUUUCCGUGUUCUAGGUUUCCUUGAUUUAGGGUUUGAGGAUAUAUAAAAUUUGCAUCGAAUAAAAGAUGUAUGCUGAUAGAUUAGAGUCUGAUUCUGGAAGCAGGAAGCUUCUAAAGGAUCGAAUCAAUGGCGGUUCUGAUGACAACUCUACUCGCUCACGACAAGUGACUGGGAAAAGGCAAAGGCAGGACGAUAAAUGGGAGCAUGAUCUUUUCAGUAGUGACAAACCUCAACUUUCAAGUCGCAGAGUUGAUUCUGGAGAUCUUAGAAUGAAGCUCCAGAAGAGACAUCAUGGGUCUCAAAGUGGGAGAGAAGCUGGUUCGGGGGUGCGGGAUCUACGGGAAAAGCUCUCUGGGACAAUGAAUGUGCAACCCAAAAACAGUGACCCGACAAAAUCUAAAGUGGAGACGGUGAGACCUAGCAUGAAGAGUGUAGUGACUGGACCUGCGACAGAGACUACUGGAAAAACUUCCAGUCAAGCUACCAGGAAGAAAUCACAGCAGGCUGGUGCAUCGGUUGAUAGCUUUUUGGAAUCAUUGGGUUUGGAGAAAUACUCGACAGCUUUCCAAGUGGAAGAAGUUGAUAUGGAUGCACUCAUGCAUAUGACAGAUGAUGACCUCAAGGCUAUGCUUAUACCAAUGGGUCCGAGGAAGAAGAUACUUCUUGCUUUGGGAUCCAAGCGCUAAUCGUUUAGUGUCACUUGAUGGCUCAAAGCUCAGCUUGAUGGUCUCCGGAAUUACAUUAAGAUAUUGUCGAAAGGAUUCCGGAUUUGGCUCUCUUUUUCUCAAAUUCUUUUUCUUUUUACUGUAUCUGCCCAUUUCAAGAUGUUAGAAUUUUGGCCGUAGACAUCUGUAAUGUUAAAUAUAGUGAGACAAACAUCACCUGUUUGCAUCAACUAUGAUGUGAGAGAAGCUUUUAAGUUUAAAACACAAUGC
Messenger RNA from Eruca vesicaria subsp. sativa (arugula), 1144 nucleotides. The record is from the annotation of a GenBank genome assembly. NCBI's taxonomy places the organism in Eukaryota, Viridiplantae, Streptophyta, Magnoliopsida, Brassicales, Brassicaceae.